AUGGAAUAUAAAAUGGUAUUAUGUGUUCGUAAUGAUAUACCAAUGUCUAUUGGUAAAAAAUGUUCUCAAUGUGCUCAUGCAGCUAUUGGGUGUUUUCAAAAAGCAAUGGAAAUUUCACCAGAAUGUAUUAUUGAAUGGGAAAAUCAAGGAGCAAAGAAAGUAGUUGUUAAAAUAGAAGAUGUUAAAGAGUUUGAAGUAAUGAAGCAAACUUAUGAAGAGUUAGGUAUAUUAUAUUAUGAAGUAGUUGAUGCAGGAAGAACUGAAAUAAAUCCAGGAACAAUAACAGUGUUAGGUGUAGGUCCAGGACCUACAGUAUUAAUAGAUGUAGUUACAGGAGAUAAACAUUUAUUAUAA
Messenger RNA from Entamoeba histolytica HM-1:IMSS, 354 nucleotides. RefSeq lists its product as uncharacterized. The transcript has a single exon. Gene Ontology annotation, molecular function: peptidyl-tRNA hydrolase activity. Gene Ontology annotation, cellular component: cytosol; mitochondrion. NCBI's taxonomy places the organism in Eukaryota, Evosea, Mastigamoebida, Endamoebidae. The record is from RefSeq and is a predicted model, not a curated record. Bases 1 to 354 code for a protein of 117 amino acids.